AUGGCUGAUAUAAUGGAAGAACGUUUACGAGCCCAUGUACAAGAAGUGGAGAAUAGAAUGAAAUGUCAGCUUGGUGAUCGGAAAAAGUUAGAAAAUGCUGUACCACUGUCCGAAGAACAGCUUCGAAAAAUGGACAGUGCGCUGAAGCGAACGACAGCUUUUAUGAAAAGAUUAAAAAAUAUUGGGUGCGUACAAUUGGCAUCGAUUUUGCAAGAUAUGGAUAAAGUUAAUUUAUCAAAGUUCGUGGAGGAAAUGGCUAUGACAAUUGCCGAAGCGAAAAUAAAAUAUAGCGAGGUACAGGCCGUUGUAACAGUUUGUGUGCAUUUAUCAUGUUAUUAUGCAGAAUUCUCCUCCCUGUUGCUUCUGGAGUUCCGCAAACUGUUGCCAUCAAAACGAAGUGACAAAAUUCAAAAUCCUUCCAAGUUGCGCGUCGAUAUCAGAUUGUUGGGAGAACUCUGUCUUCACGGCGUUUUUGGAAAAGAAGGUGUUCAGCUUCUAGGUUCUGCAAUUUCAUUCCUCACACUCACUGACAAAACGGAACAUGUCAACAUUCCAAUUUUACUGCCGUUCUGUAAAGCCAUGAAUGUUGAUUUACUUGGCUUGCAUCCUUAUUCAAUAGAACAGAUAGCGUCAACUGCAAAUAUUAAGUUGCCGGAAACGUCAGUAAUAUCUGCUGAUCUCAAAAAAACGUUUGCUCAGCUUCUUCUGGAUUAUCGGUCAUCAUUGAUGGACCACAUAAAACAGGACUUGCUUGAAAUGAAUCAGUUGCUGCUUUCGAUAAAACGUCAGACACGAACACGAGGAGAUGCUUCUGCUGAAGAUCGGAAUCAUCUGGAAGAGACACGUGCGCGCUAUGAAAAGAUUUUAGCGAGUGGAACUCAGCUUAGUGAAUAUUUGGGUGUUGAGAUGGAAGCAAUGAAAGAAGAGCAGAGCGAGGAUGAAGAGGAAGAGGUUUCCGCGCUAGCACUCAGCCGUGCGUUACAAGAAGGAACCAUAACUAUAUGGCCGGAUGAAGACACUCGACAAUUUUAUGAAACAAGGAUGGAGCUUCGACAGCUUGUUCCAGCAAUUCUUUUUCAGGAGUCGGAACAACGAACCUUAGAUUUAGUUGAAGGGAAGAUUGAAGAUGUUGAUUUAAGUGGUUUGGAUACAAUUGCUGAAGAAGUUGAAGAUGAGGGGGACGAUCAUAGUGAGGGUGUCGACGAUGAAGAAACAAAAAUGGAUUUAAAUGAAAUGGAUCCAUCAGUUGCAGUGAAUCGUAUUGAAGCACCAAAAAUAUCUGGACAAGAUUUGAAGCUCAUGAUGAUUGCAUUUAUGGAACAGCUUCCGUGGUUAAUCAAUAGGGACUUAAUCGAUAAGGCUGCACUUGACUUUGUUACGAAUUUGAACACCAGAAACAACAGAAAAAAACUCUGUCAAAUGAUGCUGGAACAAUAUCGGAAUCGGUUGGAUUUGCUGCCGUUCUAUGGACGUUUGGUGGCAACAUUGGAACCAGUUAUGCCUGAUUUGGCACUUGAACUUUCGCACUCAUUGCUUCAACAGUUUCGAGCAGCUGUUCAGAGUAAGAAAAAACAGCGUGUUGACUCGAAAAUAAGAUGUGCUCGGUUUAUCUCUGAACUGGUGAAAUUUGGGAUCAUACCGAAAGGCGAAGGCCUUUCUUGUUUGCGAAUGGUACUUUUUGACUUUCGUGGCCAUAACAUCGAUAUGUGCUGUGCUAUGGUUGAUGCAAUGGGACAGUUUUUGUAUCGUUCAACAGACAGUCAUGGAAAAAUGAAAAUCUUGCUCGGAGUUAUGAUGAAGAAACGCGAUCGUGUCAAUGAUCCGCGGCAGCAGAUGCUGAUAGAUAAUGCGUUCUACACUUGUAUACCACCACCAGUGGAAGAAAAACCGAAGUCUGAAAUCGACCCAUUUCAAGACUUUAUUCGUUAUUUGAUAAGUAAUUUAUCACGUUACCGAAUGGAAAUAACUAUACGGUGCCUCAGGAAAUUGGACUGGUCUGAUCCUGUUUAUGCUAAUUAUGCAGUUGAGUGCCUCAGUAAUCCAUCUCUACCACGGUACAAUAAUGUGCCAUAUCUUGCUUCACUUAUAGCGGCGCUUUCAUCUUGUCAUGAUUGGAUUGGUAUUCGCAUACUCGACGCAACGCUUGAAGAUAUUCGCAUCGCUUUAGAGCUAAAUAGUCCAUCUCUUAAUCAAAGCACAGUACUGUCAGUGAUAUUUUUAGGUCAACUGUAUAAUUACAGUGUGUGCGACUCUCCCAUUAUAUUUAAGACUUUGUAUCAGUUGAUCACCUUCGGUGCUUUCGAUCCGUUAUUGGAUGACUGGAACAAUUUGACACGAAUUGGUCUUGUAUGCGAAUUACUUCUAGUCUGUGGCGAGUAUUUUAAUGCUGGUUCAGCUAAGAAAAAACUGGAUUGCUUCUUAGCAUAUUUUUACCGUUAUUUGUUGGCUAAAGAAGAAGCAUUCAAAGCGCGCAAUAUUGCUUUUCCCAAGGAUGUGCGUUUUCGUGUGGAAGAGAUGAGUGAUUAUGUACGAAAAGGCGGCAAAAUUCCAAAGUCUUUCGACGAAGCACAAAGAGUUGUUGAUGGGAUCCAGCAGCAAUAUAAAAAACUGGUAGAUGCAGCGCGUGAAGGAAAAGUAGCUCAGCAAACAGAAGAGGUAACGGAUGAAGAAGAAGGACCACGGAAGACAAAUUGUGCCGCUGAAGCUGACGAAGAUAAGGAAAUUAAUAGCAGUAAAGAGAUUGUUGUAUCAAUUUAUGAUGAAAAUAAAAGCGUUCGUGUACACACAAAUCGUGUUGUCUUACCCGAAGACGAACUGUUUGUGCGUCAACUUGAUCAAAUAAUUGCAGAAACGAUGCAAAGUAGGGCAAACGCCGUAAGUGUACCAGUUUCGGAAAUAGUGGUACCGACAUCUGCACGCCAAAAAUUUCAUAGAACCGUUGCAUUUGAUGAAAGCGCUCGUAGUACUAAAUCUGAUGAUAUAUCAAACUCGGGAAUGGAAACGAGAAUGGCGAUUUUAACUCGUGGGAAAGGAAAUAAAACGGUGUUGAAGGCGAUAGCAAUGGAUGCACCGAGUUGUUUGGCGGAAACGUGGAAUGCACAGCGGGAGAAAGAGCGCAAGGAAUUCAGCGCUCAUAAGCACAUAACUCUGAGUAUGAAUGAGCGGAUGAUGAUGGAUGAUGAUGGAUCUUUGUCAGAAUAA
Messenger RNA from Cercopithifilaria johnstoni, 3201 nucleotides. The record is from the annotation of a GenBank genome assembly. NCBI's taxonomy places the organism in Eukaryota, Metazoa, Nematoda, Chromadorea, Rhabditida, Onchocercidae.